Messenger RNA from Aricia agestis (brown argus), 1543 nucleotides. RefSeq lists its product as uncharacterized. Lineage: Eukaryota; Metazoa; Arthropoda; Insecta; Lepidoptera; Lycaenidae. Bases 37 to 1353 code for a protein of 438 amino acids. The transcript is spliced from 9 exons. The record is from RefSeq and is a predicted model, not a curated record.
GGCUUAACGGUAGCUCGACGUCCGUGCGCCGCAAGCAUGACGAGCGCCACAGACUGCGCUCUUCUCGCACUGCUUCUGGUACAACUGAUCUCCGCGCAAGACUACGAUGUUACGGACAUCCAGUGCACGUUUUCGAGCGGGGGCUCCGGAAUCCGGGAUUCCGUGUCGGCGUUACUCCGGAAGCCGGAGGGUUUCCGGGGCGGACCCCUGUUCGCCGACGACCGCGCCACGGACCCCAUCGCGGACCCCGUGUGCCAGAUCCGACCGGAGGCUGAAGACCCCACUGGCCUGUUAUACAGGCUGAAGAUCACUGACUUUUCCAAGUGCGGAGUGUUGAAGAGAAAUGGCUUCGUGCACGUCCGCAUCUGGUUCCCGCAGUUCCCGGGCGUGGUGAUGCAGUCGGACCAAGAGCUGAUCAUCAUGUGCAAGCCCCCGGAACCCACCAUCAUCGAGAACAAGGCCGCCGGCUUCGCGGGCAGCUUCCCCCACGGCGCCCGAGUGUCCGGCGUGGUGGAGGAGACCCCGGGACGGCUGGAGUACGAGGUGGCUCUGUACAAGGAGGCACCGCCUGUGUCCCGACACUCCAACCACUCUGUCGACAUGCCCGUUGACCAGGCGGUUCCAAUCGGAACUAAGCUACAACUGCGCGCGCGUAUCAACCCCGACUCCGCGUGGAGACACAUCAAGCUGCUGGAGGUGGCUGUGUCGCCGGAUCCCGACAGACCACACGCGUCUGGCUCCGUCCUGCUCGUCAAAGACGGUUGCCGCAAUCGCGACUUCGCUUCGAUAAUCCCCCACCAGCCCGCGAGGUACAGGGAGAGACAUAACGAGGUGUUCCUAGACUUCGAAGCCUUCCUGCUGGCGUCGAUGAAGGAACGGUCUACGCUGUGGAUCCACUCGCAGAUCAAAGCCUGCAUGGACGCUGCUGACUGCCAACCAGACUACUGCUUGGACUUGUUCGAGCCAUCAGGACAUGGACGACGAAGGAGAUCGGUACCUCACAGCGACCACAACCUGACCAGCUACUCUCUGGUUGCCGACAACGGCUCCACUCCGUUCACGCGGUUCAAGGAGAACCUGGAGUACACCGUAGUGAUGCCGGGAGAGCUGUUCCACAGGACGCCGAUAGAAGGCACCUGCGCCACGUCCAUGAUGGUCGCGGUCGCGCUUGGCGCUUUGCUGUUUAUGUCUGCGCUCCUGAUGUGCUACCUCGCGACGAAACUAAACUCAACAUUGCUGAAAAACAGCAGCCUGCAGGGGCCAACGGGGAAGGGAUUUGAACAGAUUUUGCGAGAGCUUGCCCACCACAACCUACCAGAAACCGGCUACGCUGGCCGCCCUACAGUGCAGUGACACACAGAAGGAUAGGAGUGAUAGGACAAUGAUUGUGUACUUGUUAAUUUAUUAAUGUAGCUGUUUAUUUUACCUAUAGUUAGAAAAUAGUCUAAGUUAAGUUUGACCGAAUUCUUGGGCAAUGAUAAUUCAUAGAAUUCAAGAGCCAGUACUCUUACCUAUAAUAUAUAACCAGACAACAACAUUGUGA